Molecule: messenger RNA, 1053 nt
Organism: Pezoporus occidentalis (night parrot)
Lineage: Eukaryota; Metazoa; Chordata; Aves; Psittaciformes; Psittacidae
Product: nuclear pore complex protein DDB_G0274915-like
Exons: 1
Coding region: 10-996 (328 amino acids)
Source: RefSeq, a predicted model, not a curated record
UGGCUCCCUAUGGGUCCCUAUGGUCUCUCUAUGGGUCCCUAUGGUCUCUCUAUGGGUCUCUGUGGGGUCCCUAUGGGUCUCUAUGGGGUCUCUAUGGGUCUCUAUGGGGUCUCUAUGGGGUCUCUAUGGGGUCUCUAUGUGUCUCUAUGGGUCCCAAUGUCUCUCUAUGGGUCCCUAUGGUCUCUCUAUGGGUCUCUAUGGGUCCCUAUAGUCUCUAUGGGUCCCUAUAGUCUCUAUGGGUCUCUAUGGGUCUCUAUGGGUCUCUAUGGGUCUCUAUGGGUCUCUAUGGGUCUCUAUGGGGUCUCUAUGGUCUCUCUAUGGGUCUCUAUGUCUCUCUAUGGGUCCCUAUGGGUCUCUAUGGUUCCCUAUGGGUCUCUAUGGGUCUCUAUGGGUCUCUAUGGUUCCCUAUGGGUCUCUAUGGGUCUCUAUGGGUCUCUAUGGUUCCCUAUGGGUCUCUAUGGGUCUCUAUGGGUCUCUAUGGGUCUCUAUGGGUCUCUAUGGAGUCUCUAUGGGUCUCUAUGGGUCUCUAUGGGUCUCUAUGGGUCUCUAUGGGGUCUCUAUGGGUCCCUAUGGUUCCCUAUGGGUCUCUAUGGGUCUCUAUGGGUCUCUAUGGGGUCUCUAUGGGUCCCUAUGGUCUCUCUAUGGGUCUCUAUGGGUCUCUAUGGGUCUCUACGUCUCCCUAUGGGGUCUCUAUGGGGUCUCUAUGGGUCUCUAUGUCUCUCUAUGGGUCUCUAUGGGUCUCUAUGGGGUCUCUAUGGGGUCUCUAUGGGUCUCUAUGGGUCUCUAUGGGGUCUCUAUGGGUCUCUAUGGGGUCUCUAUGGGUCCCUAUGGGUCUCUAUGGGUCUCUAUGGGUCUCUAUGGGGUCUCUAUGGGUCUCUAUGGGUCUCUAUGGGGUCUCUAUGGGGUCUCUAUGGGUCUCUAUGGGUCUCUAUGGGGUCUCUAUGGGGUCUCUAUGGGUCCCUAUGUGUCUCUAUGGGUCUCUAUGGGUCUCUAUGAGGUCUCUAUGGUUCCCUAUGGGUCCCUAUGGUCUCUCCAUGGGUCCCUAUGGGUUCC